Symbiodinium sp. CCMP2456 is the source of this 463-nucleotide messenger RNA. Lineage: Eukaryota; Dinophyceae; Suessiales; Symbiodiniaceae. The record is from the annotation of a GenBank genome assembly.
GAGAGCUGGAUUGGGAUCCUGACGGCGAUGGAUGCCACCAGCCCAGAUAUCUUCCGCGGGAUCGCAGUGCAUCGGGCGCUGCAGCGCGCACCUCGAAAGUGGGCGCAUGCAGACUUCGAGGGAAUGCAUGCUCUUACCCAGAAGACGGCGCAUUUUCACGAGUUCUGGUCCCACAGCUGGCGCACGAAGGAAUGGUUGAAGUAUCUGAACAUCCUGUUCCUGCACAACGGCUUACCUGCCAGCGUUGUUGGCACGCUGUGUGCCCUUUUAGCAUUCUUCUUGAGCUUCACUGGGCUUUUGCCGGUUUGGGCCGGCGACAACACGGGAUAUAUUUGGUGCACCCCUGCCGGAAUACUUGGCUACUACACGGCUUUAGUGCUAUGGAGGUCAAAGAAGCUGGCUUUCCUCGACAUUGCCUGCAUAAAUCAGACGGACUCCCGCUUGAAAGCCGAGGCACUGGUAA